AAAGAGCCGGUAUGAGGGAGGAGAUCACCUGAUUUUUACCUGCUUGGGUGCGGUGACGUCAGGCGUACUGGGAAAGGUAUCGAGCGUCAAGGUGCCUCAUUGCUAUUUAGUAAAUGCUGUCCAGUUUUGCUAAAUCUUAGUGAUGACAAUUCUUGUGCGGAACCUCCCUGUGUCGGACGAUCUGAAGAGAUGUGACAUCAGAUUAUCAUAGAUAAAUAGCCUACUAUGAAGCUCAGGACCAUGUGUUCAGUGAUUUCCUGGGUUUUCUGGCUUGUCAUUUGCGUCCAAUGUGCCUCGUCGAAUGUUCCUGCUCCGGUGAACGUGUCGGUGGUCUGCAAAAACUUCCAGACGGUGGUCUCAUGGACGUACAGCCAGCAGGUCCUAGAACCCCUCUUCCGCGUGUACAUCAUCUCGCAGACCAUCGACAGCAAGGGGUGGACUACGGUCAACGAGACAACCAGGGACCUCCAGUACAACUUGACUGGCGAAGUGUGGAGUAAUUUUAUGAGUGCCAGAAACUUGUACAAGGUGGAGGUCUCCGCCGUCAGCGGCGGGCAGGAAUCCGACAGGACCACGUCUCCAAUGUUCACAUUCAAUAAAAUACACGAAGGUGUAUUUGAAAUACUCUGCACAUUGGAUCUUCCUCCAGUGGAGGUGCUUGUGAACGGCUCAGUGGCCACCGUUACCUUCCCUAACCCCAUGAGGAUCCACCCAGAGCUCAAAUGGGCCGCUGGCCUCGAGUCGGACCCUCUCUGCCUUACCUUCGAUGUCACUGAAAACAAUGUUACACAACGGGGUAAGUGCCUUGUACAAAAUGAACCGUGCAAGUUGGAUUUCAUGCUGCCUUCCAAAAAGGAAAAGCACUGCCUCUCAUUAAACGCUUGGCUCCAGAACGAUAUUCACAAGAUGGGGUUCAACCACAAAGACCCCAUCUGUGGCCAGCAGAAAUCUGUGGAAGAACCCUACUCGCUGUUCCUGGCACUGCUGCUGGCGUUGUUCAUUUUGGUGGUCUGCAGCGUGGGCUUCAUGGUCUGGAAAAGCAAGGCUUGGUUCCUUAAGUCACUAUCUUUACCCCCAACCCUGGAUCCAAUGUCUUGGUCCAACCUGCAGCAGAACAUCAUGGACCCGGAGAGCGAAAGGGUGGGUUUCCUCAGGGCCAAUGGGCAAAGCAGUCCAUCAGUGGUCAUUACCCAGAAACCAUUGGACCCUGCACACGGGCUGACGGAGGCGAACGACCAGGAAACCCUGUCGGUUGACCUAUCGUCAGAGAGUCCUGGGGACAGUUGUCCCGGUGCCCUGUACAGUGCUAGGUUCGACGGGUCAGAGGACGACCCAGAAGAGGAGGAUCCUGAACAGGAGGACGAGGUUGAAUGCGAACCAGUGUUGGAAUACGACCGACCCCAUUUCCCUUCCCUUGACAUGGGAGACAGGGACAUGGUUCAUACCUAUGGCCUAUAGCACAGAGCAACGCACUACGCACACGCACCAUUUUGAUUGUGAUCCGGACUCGUUUUGAAAACUUGGUAUGUAGGGUACCUGCUGGACAGGUCUAACCAACGCAAAGUAACGUGUUUCGCCAAAACACGUGAUAACAGCAGACUCAAGCACACCAUCAUGCCUGGAGGGUCCCUUAUUUUAAUUACUAGCUACAGCUAAUUCCCCAGCCCCCUCCCCCAAGAGGCCUAUGGGCUUUUCACCUUGGGGACAUCUUGGAUUAAACACUAGCUGGAGGGAUGGAACUGAAUUCAGUACACGGUUCAUAUAGGAUUCAGGAGCCAACAUUCUCUGGCCCCGACAUGUUAUGACAUUAUGCUCUUAGUUAAUAGUCCACCAGAGCUUGUUAACAUUGAAGAACCAAGGGUUGGAGUGAGUGUGCCAUCCCUCAUAAACCAGUGCCGCACCCUUUAUCUGUUAAGCAUUAUUUCUAAAUGCCACCUGGGUUAAAGUGUACGUCAGGAAGGGCGUGCAGACCAAAGAGGAAUGCAAACAUAGGUAUCUUGCUAAUCAGGAUAGUCAAGAGUCCAGGUCUGAAGCAAUGAUUUUACCUUCCUGGUAUUUAUUUUUAGUCACAUUGUAUAUUCUGAUGAAGGUUACUAAUAAAAAGUGAUUUCUUAAA
Molecule: messenger RNA, 2116 nt
Organism: Gadus macrocephalus (Pacific cod)
Lineage: Eukaryota; Metazoa; Chordata; Actinopteri; Gadiformes; Gadidae
Gene: ifngr1
Product: interferon gamma receptor 1
Exons: 7
Coding region: 226-1458 (410 amino acids)
Molecular function (GO): protein binding
Source: RefSeq, a predicted model, not a curated record